GGCUGCGUCACGCCAGAUUUCCUAGCCGACCACGUCGGCCCUCUCAACACGCUCGCUCCCGCAGCAGGCAUCACAGCUCUGUUGGCGUACUACUGGAUUGCCGUCGAUUCAACAGCAGGUAUCACUGUCCUUUGCAUCUUUUACGGAUCCUUUUCUUACGGCUUCGUGUCCCUUCCUCCAGUCGUCAUGACAGCUUUAACCAAAGAUCUCCGAGACUUGGGCACUCGUCUCGGCAUGUUCUUUGCAGUUGCAUCGAUAGCAUUGCUGAUUGGAACACCAAUUGGCGGCGCAAUCCUCACAAGCACAAACAGCUACCUCGGCGUCCAAAUAUUUUGCGGUAGCUGUCUUGCAAUCUGCUUUCUCAUUACUUGCUCUACUAGGUUUUUACGCAGUGGUAUUUCACUUCGUUACCAAACAUAG
Trichoderma virens Gv29-8 is the source of this 420-nucleotide messenger RNA. RefSeq lists its product as uncharacterized. NCBI's taxonomy places the organism in Eukaryota, Fungi, Ascomycota, Sordariomycetes, Hypocreales, Hypocreaceae. The record is from RefSeq and is a predicted model, not a curated record. The annotation marks the transcript as partial. The transcript has a single exon.